Messenger RNA from Cyclopterus lumpus (lumpfish), 2292 nucleotides. It is a transcript of the gene ctnnbl1, whose product is annotated as catenin, beta like 1. The record is from RefSeq and is a predicted model, not a curated record. The transcript is spliced from 16 exons. Gene Ontology annotation, cellular component: spliceosomal complex. The coding region runs from base 137 to 1879 and encodes 580 amino acids. NCBI's taxonomy places the organism in Eukaryota, Metazoa, Chordata, Actinopteri, Perciformes, Cyclopteridae.
UUACGGCAAACGUGUGUGCGUACGGAAAGCUUGUUGUUAGCCGCAUAGCUAAUUGCUGAAGUGCAACUUACGCUCUUGCUUCUCCCACGAGCUCGAGCAAAAACACUCGCACGUUUAGGUUUUUAAACCCGGUGACAUGGACGUCGGAGAGCUUCUGAACUAUCAGCCUGAUAGAGGAGCAAAGCGUCACAGGGACGGGGACGGAGGAGCAGCGGGAGGAGAUGAGGAUUCCCGAGGUGGGAAGCAGCACAAGGGGCUGAGUGCCAGGGAGUUGGCCAGAUACCGGGAAGCAGCAGCGGGAGCAGGAUUCGAUGGAGGGGGUGAGAUGAGGGAGGCCGAGGAUCUGGCCCUGGACAAGAAGAGGAUCCUGGAGAAACUGAUGGACCAGGAUGAAGAUGAACCUGAGGCAGAGCCGGUGGACGAGAGUUCAGUGAAGAAAAUGAUCCUGACCUUUGAGAAAAGGUCGUACAAAAAUCAGGAACUGAGGAUUAAGUUUCCGGACAACCCAGAGAAGUUCAUGGAGACGGAGCUGGACCUGAACGACAUUAUCCAGGAAAUGCACGUGAUCGCAACAAUGCCGGACCUCUACCACCUGCUGGUGGAGCUGAAUGCCGUCCACUCCCUGCUGAGCCUCCUCAGUCAUGAGAACACUGAUGUUGCCAUAGCAGUGGUGGACCUGCUGCAGGAGCUGACGGAUAUCGACACGCUCCAGGAGAGCGAUGAAGGUGCCGAGGUACUCGUAGACGCUCUGUUGGAGGGUCAGGUGGUGGCCUUACUGGUGCAGAAUAUGGAGCGGCUGGAUGAACAGGUGAAGGAGGAGGCUGAUGGCAUCUAUAACACACUGGCCAUCACAGAGAAUAUGUCCGAGUUCAGACCGGGCCUGUGCACCGAGGCCGCUCAGCAGGGACUCAUGCAGUGGCUGCUCAAGAGAAUCAAGGCAAAGAUGCCGUUUGAUGCGAACAAGUUGUACUGCAGUGAAAUCCUGGCCAUCUUGCUGCAGAACAAUGACAAUACCAGAGAAUUAUUGGGCGAGAUGGAUGGCAUUGAUGUCUUACUGCAGCAACUAUCUGUGUUCAAGCGCCACAACCCGUCCACGGCCGAGGAGCAGGAGAUGAUGGAGAACCUCUUCGACGCACUGUGUUCCUGCCUCAUGCUGCCAGCCAAUCGGGACCGCUUCCUCAGAGGGGAAGGGCUUCAGCUGAUGAAUCUCAUGCUCAGAGAAAAGAAAAUGUCUCGAACCAGUGCGAUGAAGGUCCUGGACCAUGGGAUGAUUGGACAAGAGGGAGCGGAUAACUGUCAUAAGUUUGUGGACAUCCUGGGCCUGCGGACCAUCUUUCCCCUUUUCAUGAAAACCCCCAAGAAGAUGAAGAAAGCCGCCGCUUCAGAGAAGGAGCACGAAGAGCACGUCGGCUCCAUCAUCGCCUCCAUGCUGAGAAAUCUCAAGUCCCAACAGAGAAGCCGGCUCCUCAACAAGUUCACAGAGAACGACUGCGAGAAGGUUGAUCGUCUGAUGGAGCUGCAUUUUAAGUACCUGGAGGCUGUUCAACAGGCCGACAAGAGGAUCGAAGGAGAGAAACACGAGAUGGUUCGACGGGGGGAGAUCCUCGACGACAUCCUGGAGGAUGAGUUCUACCUUCGCCGCCUGGACGCCGGACUGUUCGUCCUUCAGUUGAUCUGCUAUAUUAUGGUGGAGAUCAGCAACUCGGGAAUAUCACAGCUGCAGCAGAGGGUCCAUCAAAUCCUCAACCUGAGAGGAGGCUCUGUCAAAGUAGUGCGACACAUCAUGAGAGAGUACGCUGAGAGCAUCGGAGACGGGAAGAGCGACGAGUUCAAAGAGGCUGAGCGGAAGAGGAUCAUGGACCUUGUGGAAAAUUUCUAAUCUCGCUUUCUCUCGCGCGUUUCUACAAACACACGCACACACACAAUAUAUUCUCACACUUGAGAAUGUUAAAAACGGGCUGGCCUGAUUUGUCUGAUGAGCCGGUCUAAGAACCAGAAUUGUUCUUCUGUAACAUUCCAAACUGGCGUGUGCGUGCGCGUGUGCUCGUGUGCAUGCACAGCAACGCUGCAGCAGAGAAAUGUGUUUCAAUAACCUGGUUUACUUUGCCUGCAUCUUUGACACCCAAUGUGAUCACAUUAUAAUUCAUUUUUAUUUUUCCGUUUUUUAAUGUAUUAAAUCUAAUUCAACUCAAAAGCACAAUCUCUGUUAAUGAAAGGAUUGCUGUGCACGUCACGCCGCUCUCUGUGGAAACUGUUGGAGUUGGAGUUUGGAGAGCAGAAGCUCGGCGAACA